This is a messenger RNA of Trachymyrmex cornetzi, 1288 nucleotides long. RefSeq lists its product as uncharacterized. The coding region runs from base 18 to 1220 and encodes 400 amino acids. The transcript has a single exon. The record is from RefSeq and is a predicted model, not a curated record. NCBI's taxonomy places the organism in Eukaryota, Metazoa, Arthropoda, Insecta, Hymenoptera, Formicidae.
GAAAUAAUGUUCAAAGUAUGUUGCGACGCGUGGCAUUGCUGAUGCAAGAAUAUGGCAACAGCUAUAAAAGAUUGACUCAUCAGAAUUCAAACGCCUAUGAAAUUUUGCGACAUGUUAUUAUACCUCAAGAUCAGGACUCUAUAAACCUUGAUGAAAAUGAUUUUGCAUUGUCUUGGGUGAUCUCUAAUCUCGAAUUUGCAAUGGAAAUGAAGAGAUUAAUUUCAAAAAAUGAGUUGUCUCUUGAAUAUACCAAGUCGAUUUUAUUGUGGUUGAUCAAAUUGUUUGAUUUAAAAUGGCAGCAAUUUUACGAUGAUCUUGAUUAUAUCUCAAAAUGGCAACUUUUGAAUUUAAAAAGACAAGCAGAAUUUUUUUUAGAAAAUUUAGCUACAAAUAAUCAACAUGAGAAAUUGAAGGAUGAUAAAUAUAUUUCAGAAGAUGGAAAUAACAGUGAAAACACUGAAAACGUUGAAGAAAUAAUCUUAACUAAACAGAAUAAAGACAAUCUUAUUGAAACUAAGACUAAAAUAAAUAUAAAUAAAUUUCCAAUGAAUACAUCGAGUGACACAUCUAAAAUAGAAACACAAAUUAUGAAUCAUCAGGAAUUAAUAAAACGUACCGAAGAUGAUACUAAGAAUCUCACUAUUAUACCAAUCAAUCAGGAAUUUACAUUAAAUACUCCUACCGAUAUUAAGGACACUUCUGUCAUUAAUGACACAUUUUUUUCUGAGAUAAAAACAUUUCGAGAUGAAGAUCUCAUCAAAAACAAAACUGUCUCAAAAUUAAAAGAAUUCAUAGAUAUUCGUCAUGACGAGCAUAUGAAAGAUCAUGGAAAACAGUUUAAUCAACUAAACAAUAUUUCUUCAAUUUUGCCAAACGAGAACAUUACAAGCACUUUGCAAGAGAUUGAUCAACGAAAUUUUGGAACAGAUGUUACAUUGCAGGGAUCUUUGAAAAAUAUAACAGACAUCCGAAAAAUUCCUUUCCGAAGAACACUUCAAGUUCUUACUCCUUCGAAUAAAAACGAAAAACAGAAAAAUAAACACGUGUCAACAAAAAAUAUCUCUGACAAGCAUCAUUAUUUUAAUAAAAGGAAGGAGAUAAAAUCAGACAAUGGCUCGGCGAUGGACGAGAUUCUAGAGGCAGUGGAUGAAGUCUUGCCAACGGAUAAGUCUAUAGAAAUGUCACCAAAAGGAUCAAACACGUUUUCUCGGAUAUUCUAAUUUCAGUCAAGCAUUAUAAUUGAAAGAGAAUUUCACAUAUAUUUUUUAGGUAAUAUGUUGAUAACAUG